Molecule: messenger RNA, 3926 nt
Organism: Acanthaster planci (crown-of-thorns starfish)
Lineage: Eukaryota; Metazoa; Echinodermata; Asteroidea; Valvatida; Acanthasteridae
Gene: lss
Product: lanosterol synthase
Biological process (GO): cholesterol biosynthetic process; triterpenoid biosynthetic process
Cellular component (GO): lipid droplet
Molecular function (GO): lanosterol synthase activity
Source: RefSeq, a predicted model, not a curated record
CUGUGCUUCGCGUCAUUGAGAACCAUGGUCUUUCUCUAGCAAUGCCUAGCACCACAUACAUGUACAUGUGCAUACCUAACAGUAGUUUCUAAUAUAAAAAUAUUACUACCGAGAGCUGAACGCAGAAAAACUGUCUCAAGGAUUUUACCAUAAUGAGUAGUCGACGCAACAGAGGAGGCCCACACAAGACACAGCCAGUCACUGACCUAACGAGAUGGCGUCUGUCAAACGUCGAUGGCCGACAAUGCUGGAGGUACAUCGAGGAAGGCCAACCCAUCGAAAGAGAGCAGAACUUUGUGGAAAAGUUCAGCUUAGGACUGGAUAUUAGCAAAGAGGCUCCACCCCUCCCUAAGCCUACCACGCCCCAAGAGGUAGCAACAAACGGGAUGCUUUUCUACUCCAAGCUUCAGACAGAGGAUGGCCACUGGAGUGGAGACUAUGGUGGCCCUCUCUUCCUCAUGCCAGGACUCCUGAUUGUGUGCUACAUUACCAAGACAGAGUUACAGGAUGCAGUCAAGAAAGAGAUGGUCCGGUACCUGCGCUCCGUACAAUGCCCGGAUGGUGGAUGGGGAUUACAUAUCGAAGGCCCAGCUACAGUCUUUGGUUGUGCCACUAACUACGUGGCCAUGAGAUUGCUCGGUGUGUCUGCUGAUGACCCAGAUCUGGUCAAAUGCCGGAAGUUACUUCAUUCAUUAGGAGGAGCCGCUGCCAUUCCAUCUUGGGGCAAGUUCUGGCUGUCAGUCCUUAAUGUCUAUAGCUGGGAGGGAAUGCACACUCUCUUUCCGGAACUUUGGCUGUUUCCGACGUGGAUUCCAGCCCAUCCAUCCACCAUCUGGUGCCAUUGUCGGCAAGUCUACCUACCCAUGAGCUACUGUUACGGGGUCAAGUAUCAAGCUGAGGAAGAUGAUUUGAUCAGAGAACUGCGAAAGGAACUCUACAUACAAGAUUACAAUACCAUCAAUUGGCCUGCACAGAGGGACAACAUCGCUAAGAUAGAUCUCUACACACCCCACAGCUGGCUCUACAAUCUAGCUUUUGGUUUCCUUGACGUCUACGAGCCGUAUCAUUCCACUUACUUUCGCCAGAUGGCUCUUGAUGAGUGCCUUGAUCACAUUCGAGCUGAUGAUCAGUUCACCAAGUGCAUUAGCAUUGGGCCUAUUUCUAAAGUCAUCAACAUGUUGGUGAGAUGGUUGACGGAUGGACCUGACUCUCAGGUCUUUAAACAACACGUGGAACGUAUCCCAGAUUACCUCUGGAUUGGUUUAGAUGGCAUGAAAAUGCAGGGAACCAAUGGGUCACAGCUCUGGGACACGGCUUUCGCUGCCCAGGCCUUCUUGGAAGCUGGAGCAGCAAAGAACAAGGAGCUACAUGAUUGCCUGCAGCACACCCAUGACUUCCUGAAGCUUACACAGAUCCCUGACAAUCCACCCAACUAUCAAAAGUACUAUCGUCAAAUGAACAAGGGGGGCUAUCCAUUCAGUACCCGUGACUGUGGCUGGAUUGUAGCUGACUGUACGGCGGAAGGUCUCAAGGCAGCAUUGAUGCUGGAGACAAUGUGCCCCUCUGUCAGAGACCAUAUAGAGAAGGAGAGGCACUGUCAAGCUGUGGAUGUGAUUCUGAAUAUGCGUAACAAAGAUGGAGGAUUUGCGACCUACGAGACCAUGCGAGGGGGAGUGAUCCUUGAAAAACUUAAUCCAUCUGAAGUGUUUGGUGAUAUCAUGAUUGACUACACCUACGUGGAGUUGACCUCAGCUGUCAUGCAAACCUUGAAGAAAUUCAACACCCUGUAUCCUGACUAUCGCAAGGAGGACAUCAGAUCCACGUUGGACAAGGGCUUGAAGUACAUUGCCAUGAAGCAAAGGAUUGAUGGAUCCUGGGAAGGGUCGUGGGGUGUGUGCUUUACCUACGCCGGCUGGUUUGGUCUGGAAGCCUUUGCCUGCAUGGGAUACAGCUAUGAAACAGGGGCGGUGACCAUGCAGAUCAGGAGGGCGUGCAUGUUCCUCAAAUCCAAGCAGAUGGAAGAUGGCGGAUGGGGGGAGGAGUUUGAAUCCUGCGAAGAGAGGCGGUACGUCCAAAGCAAGACAUCACAGGUCGUCAACACGGCUUGGGCGGUCCUAGCUCUCAUGGCAGUCAGAUUUCCAGAGCGUGAUGUCAUUGAUCGAGGCAUCAAAGUUAUUAUGGACCGACAGCUACCAAAUGGAGAUUGGGCGCAGGAAAAUAUCAAGGGUGUAUUCAACAAGUCCUGUGCAAUCAGCUACACAAGUUACCGCAACAUCUUUCCAAUAUGGGCCCUGGGCCGCUAUGCUCGUAUCUAUGGCAACAGCACGUAGCUGGACAAUUUGCCAAGUUGUCUGAUAUUGUCCUAUUAUGAGGCUGGUGCCCGUUGUAAGUCUGCAGCAGAAAGUGUGGGGAUGAGUCGUGCCGCCAGAGCAGUGUGAAAAAAUUCAAACUCAGUGACUUUGACCUGGUAAAAUAUCCAGGUGUUACAUGUGGAAAACAGAUUUGUUUGACGUGACCCAACUUGCUUUUUAAAAUGGGUCUAUUAUUUCUUGGUGAUAAAUCCGUUCAAAAAGGUUGCGUUCAAACACCAAAGAUUGACCAUGCGAUGGAGAUAUUAUGCUUUCCAGAACUUAAACUCAUUUUCCCCAAAUUUUAUAGUUCCAAAUACUUGAAAUUUCUUUCAAACAGAUAAAUCAGUUUUCACUAUCUAACAGGAUGAGCUUGUACUGUCUGAAAGAGUUUGAUGUACAAUGACCAAAACAUUUUCAAGGAAUUUAACGAAAAGACAAUUUGUUCAGGUUAACCUUUUGCAUUUUGAUGCUAUUUUUCUAAAGCCUCACCAGCCUGUUGUCAAGGAAUUCAAAUUUCAAUUUUUUUUUAUUUUCCAGAAAAAAAUGAAAGUGGCAAGGGAUUAACCUUCAUUAUCAAUUUGAAUCCUGCAAAAAUCUUUUCACCCUGAAAAAAUGAAUUUUCAAUAAAAAUGGAAAAAUUUCCCAUUUUUCAGAAUUUGAUCUUUCUUGUACAGCCACAGAAGUGUCAUUUCAACAUUUCAAGCAAAUGUCAUUUCGUCAUUUUUGCCCAAAUCAAAUAAAUGUACAAAGAGUUAACCUCACAUUUCACAAGAAUGGGCCCAAAUCAGAAUUUGACCCAAAUCUUGUUUUGCCAAAUUUCCUUUUCAUAAUUUUUAGGCCAAAAUUAAAUUCAUUUCCAAGAAGUUAGCCUUAAAUUUAUCAAAUCUCACUGUCAGCCUUGGCCAAAGUUAAUUUAUUUGCAAGGGGUUAGCCUUACAAUUUAAUUUAAAUUGGUCAGAGUGUGAAUUUUCUCUGAAUUUUCAGUGUGCCUUUUUUUUGCAGAAAUUAAAAGAAAUCGCAUGGGGUUAGCCUUGCAUUUUAAUUAAAAAUAGGUCAAAAUUAGAGUUUCACCAAAUCUCAAUUUUGUCAUUUUUUUGUUGAAAGUAAAUUUGCUAGGGGUUGGCCUUGCAUUUUAAAUAAAAUGAGUUGUACUGUUAAUUUUCUCCAAAUCUCAAUUUUUCUCAUUAUUGGCCAAAAUUUAAUUAAUAUUUGCAAGGGCUUAGCCUUGCAUUUUAUUUCAUUUUUUUGGCCAAACUUAAAUUAAUUAUUAAACAAAUGGACUGAAAUUUUCGGUUGAAUUUCAGUAACUUUGCAAGGGAUUAGUCUUGCAUUUUAAUUCAGAGUACACAAAAAUUCAAUUUUCCCUAAUCUCAUUUUCUCAUUUUUUGCCAAAAUUUAAUUCAUAUGCAAGGGUAGCCUUACAUUUUAAUUGAAAUGGGUCAAGCUGUUGAUUUUCUUCGAAUCUUCAUUUUGUCAUUAUUGGCUAAAUUUCAAUAAAUUUUCUCUGAAUUAUUUCACUCUGUCAUUUUUCGCAGAAAUUAAAAGAAAUCGCAAGGGGUUAGCAUUGCAUUUUAA